CAUUCAGUGGCGCCGAGUCAUAUAAAUUUAAGUGAAGCAAAAUCAAAAUAUUUACACACUCACCCACCACUAAGGAAAUUAUCUACCUCUAAUAAGUAAUAAAUAUAACUUACAUUAUAUUAUAUGGAAGCGACGUAUUGAGGCCAUGGCGGAGAAGCAGAGGUUGGCGUUUGGCAGAAUGGUGGUGGCGAUUCUCUGGUGGAAGGAGGAUGCGGAGCGGUCCAGACAGGCGCGAUUAAUAUAUGGUGGUUGAGUUUGUGGGCUGAAGGCCAAAUACCUAGGGUGGUUAGAGACCCCCACGUAUGUAUAUAUAUAACAAAAUUACUGUAAUUAAUUUUGAUCACAUUUCACAUUUUUCAUGGAUCAACAAGAAGAAAAAAUUCAAACAUGUAAUGGUGCAGCUUCUAAUCACUUGUUGAGUAAUGUACACGUGUCUUAUGGUCAUUCUUCUCAGAAGAAUCAAAAACCAGUAAUUAUUGACAAACGCGCGAUUAAACAUUAUGGCCGCAGGAUGAAAUUAAAUUGCAGGCAUGGGUAUAAUAUUUUAAUUCUUCAAAAUGGAACAGUAUCCAGUUCCGAUGAUGACAUCGAUAGUCAUUGUAUAAUGGAAUUCACAUCAAUAUCUCCUGGUCAUGUUCGUAUUAAAGGAGUUGAAGCAAAUUUGUUUUUAGCUAUGAAUAAAGAUGGACUUCUUUACGGAGAGGCUGAUCCUAACAACAAUUCAACUAUUUUCAUUGAACAACCCGAAGGUCCUUACAGUGCAUACCUAUCUUUGAAAUAUCAACGAAAAAAAUGGUAUGUAGCUAUAAAAAAAAAUGGUAAAAUUAAAUUAGGCCCGACCACUAAAAGAGGACAACAUGCUACACAUUUUUUAACAAUUAUUGUAUAAUAUGAUAUUACAUUCUUUGUUUUUAAAUACAAUUGUAUUGUUUAAUAG
Messenger RNA from Melanaphis sacchari, 937 nucleotides. RefSeq names its product fibroblast growth factor 1-like. NCBI's taxonomy places the organism in Eukaryota, Metazoa, Arthropoda, Insecta, Hemiptera, Aphididae. The transcript has 5 exons. The coding region runs from base 359 to 889 and encodes 176 amino acids. Gene Ontology annotation, biological process: positive regulation of cell population proliferation; cell differentiation; positive regulation of protein phosphorylation. Gene Ontology annotation, molecular function: fibroblast growth factor receptor binding; growth factor activity. Gene Ontology annotation, cellular component: cytoplasm. The record is from RefSeq and is a predicted model, not a curated record.